Molecule: messenger RNA, 2638 nt
Organism: Polyodon spathula (Mississippi paddlefish)
Lineage: Eukaryota; Metazoa; Chordata; Actinopteri; Acipenseriformes; Polyodontidae
Product: F-box only protein 22-like
Exons: 7
Coding region: 304-1434 (376 amino acids)
Biological process (GO): regulation of DNA-templated transcription; protein polyubiquitination; positive regulation of proteasomal ubiquitin-dependent protein catabolic process
Molecular function (GO): DNA-binding transcription factor activity; DNA binding; protein binding
Source: RefSeq, a predicted model, not a curated record
UAAAAGCUGGCGGGUGUAUCCAACAUGUGGUAUUUGUGACGUCUAUACCGUGUAUCGAAGUUUGUUUGAUCUGCUAGUGACUGAAUGAAGCAAGCUAACAAUUUCGGUCGUUUUCGAAUGGUACAUUUUGGAGGUUUUGAGGAAGACCCACUAGAAGGCGCUAUGAAGCUCGGCAGACAGCUGAUUUCAAUUGAGUGUGUGCUUCCUAGUUUUUUGGUGGAAAGUUGAAAGGUCGUGAAUAAACGGUCUGCGGCUUCUGGCUGUGCAUAGUAGACUUUUUUAUGUUGCUACAAAGCUGCAAAAAUGGAUUUAACAAUAGAAAGUAAAGCUGGGUAUGUGCUUUCUAACGUAGCCGAGGUUGUUGAGAGAAUUCUCACAUUCGUACCGACCAAGUCACUGUUUCACACCGCCAGUGUUUGCGCAUUGUGGCGGGAGUGUGCCCGCAGAGUACUCAGAAAACAGCAGAAAGUGACCUGGAUUUCUGCUUCAGGGUCCAGUGGCGGCACUGGCCACGUCCUCCCCCGGACUCUGGUUGAAGAAGUGGAGAAUGUGUAUUUGCUUCCCAAGACAGUGCUGAUUAUGGCAGAUGUUGAUGCUUUUAACCAGCAAGAUAAUCAUUUUCUUAAAAAAAAAGUGAAAAAAUCAUCUAGCUCAGGAAAAACAGAUGAGCUUAGGAAACUGUUUCCCAUAGGAUGUGACAUCUUGGGCAUUGCAGUACCUGGGAUUGUCUUAACUCCGAUGGGAUCACACAGUAACCUGCCUCAGGAAUUUGAAGAGGGAGAAGCAGGUUUUGCCGUCAUGUUUCCCAAUAUUGAUGGAAUAAGUAUCCGCUCCUUCCACUUCUGUAAAAGGAAUUUCUCCAGCACGUCUCUUGAAGAAGCAGGUCUUGUGAACAAUCCCAAUCUGCGGGUGGUUCUUUUGUUUGGAUACGAGGCGUUUAAGUCGGGCGCUGCACGAUUCCUUAACCAAGUCAUUGAGCCGCUGUCCAAAGCUAACAUCCUCCUUGCAGGUGGACAUAUUGAGAGUGUGACUUCCCCAGAGCCAGAGUGCUGCAACCCGGGUUCCUACGGGGUUGUGGGUCUGGCGUUGAGUGGCUCCAAGAUCCAGAGCGCUUCGGUUCUCCUCAAGCAGGACGUGAACAGUGAUAAGACUGCAGAAGCAGCUUUGCAGCGCCUGAAAUCCGCCAACAUCCCCCAGCACAACACCCUGGGCUUCAUGUUCGCCUGUGUGGGCCGUGGCAAACACCACUACAAUUCGAAGAACGUGGAAGCAGACACCUUUCGGAAAAUCUUCCCAAGCAUUCCUUUGUUUGGCUUCUUCGGGAAUGGGGAGAUCGGAUGUGACAAGAUUGUCACUGAUGGUUACACCCUGACUGACGCGGAAAACCUGCAGCACGGCUAUUCCACCGUUGUGGCACUUGUUCAUUUGGGAUGAAGCAGCGGGAGCAGGUUUUGUAGGGUUGUUGAGCGGACGGCAGAGCAGUAUUAGGUGAAGGGGAGAGUUGAGUCACUCCAGGUUUUUUUUUUUUCUUUUCCAUUUACUAGCAAGCGUACCAGCAGUAUGCACUUUUUCCAAAAAUCUGGUUUGUAACAAAAGAUUUACUAUUCUGAUGCGUUUCACAUCAUUUAGGAAAUCUUUAUAACACGUGUGAAAAUGAAGUCAAUGCACUGUACGUUUUCAUAGGCUUUCUGGGGUGUUAAAGUUUGAUGGGGAAAUGCAUGGACUGCUCCAGACAAUUAAGGGACAUUCAUAGAUUUGUAUAUCAGGUGUUAUAAACCCCACAAAUCCUGUAUUGAAAUUAUGACUACAUUAACCCUCUAGUCAUAUAAAUGCUAAAUGGGUAAUUAAUGAGGUGUCAGAUGGUGGUAAUAUAGGCAUAUCAGACAUUCCAGUCUAUACUAUUGUCCACUCUCCAUAUGUAAAUAUCACCACAUAUACCAAUAAUCCUGGCAUUGAUUAUGCUUACUGGAAAUAUUGUUUCUGAAUUGUUUUGAGCAGUGUAUACAUGACUGGACUGUAAUUAAAUGUACUGUAAUUGACUUGGCUAUGUACCAUACCUGUCUGUAUGGUAAAAUGUAAUUUUCCUAGUGCUGGAGAACUUUACGAAAAAAAGAAAAUCCAUGUUUGUAUGGAUUGCUAACCAGUUUCUGCUUAAAUGUAUUAUUAUUAUUUUUCAUUUUGUUUUCUGGAGUUUUUUCAUGUUAAACGGGGGCCAGGCAGUACUCUCCUGGUAAUGUGCAGCACACAUAUCGCUGGCUGCCAGCAGGUUCACACAUUUAAGUGCUUGAAUGCUGACGCGGUUUGUAGGAGGAUUAAGUGUGUUCUGACAGUGUCUAUAACACUGUUAUAGUGUCAUCACAUGCGUGGUUUUUAUGUGGAGGGACAAGCCCAAGUGCUGUUUCUAGUUGUAUUUACAAAUAAAGCAAGGAGUCUUAUACAUGCUUUGCGUAAAUGUUGAUUAUACGCAAUUGGAACUUGUUAAAUUUGUUACACGAAAAGGUAACGUUUGCUUUUUAUCUUAAUGUAAUUGGUCAAUAAUAUGUAAACCAAAUAUUACUAGUGGUGUGCGCAGUUAAAAUUCUCUUCUUUUGUGCAUCCAGUCCAGCCAUUAUAUUAAAACACAAUGUUCUAUAAUCCA